This is a messenger RNA of Dioscorea cayenensis subsp. rotundata (Guinea yam), 677 nucleotides long. Its product is annotated as pathogenesis-related protein PR-4. The coding region runs from base 86 to 541 and encodes 151 amino acids. The record is from RefSeq and is a predicted model, not a curated record. Gene Ontology annotation, biological process: defense response to bacterium; defense response to fungus. The transcript has 2 exons. Lineage: Eukaryota; Viridiplantae; Streptophyta; Magnoliopsida; Dioscoreales; Dioscoreaceae. Gene Ontology annotation, molecular function: RNA nuclease activity.
UACAAUAAAAAUCCUAUAAAUAGAUCUUCAUCACCAACAAACAAAGACACAGACACAAACACAAACACAAGUAGCAGCAGCAGCAAUGGAGAUGAGUAAGAAGAUGGUAGUUGUUUCAGUGAUGGUUAUGGUUGUGGUGUUUGGGUUGUUGGAUGAUGGUGUGAAAGCACAACAAGCAAGCAAUGUGAGAGCCACAUAUCACUACUACAAUCCAUCACAGAACAACUGGGAUUUGAAUGCUGUGAGUGCAUAUUGUGCAACAUGGGAUGCUGACAAGUCUCUAGCUUGGAGGCAGAAGUAUGGAUGGACUGCUUUUUGUGGCCCUUCAGGGCCUACAGGUCAGGCUGCUUGUGGAAAGUGUUUGUUGGUGACUAAUACUAAAACUAAUGCUCAAGUAACAGUGAGAAUAGUGGACCAGUGUUCUAAUGGAGGCCUGGACUUAGAUUGGAGUGUGUUUCAGCAGAUUGACACUGAUGGUAGUGGUUAUGCUCAAGGUCAUCUGAUUGUCAACUAUCAGUUUGUGGAUUGUGGAGAUAACUAGCUUUAUCUAUCUACUUAUCUAUGUAUGAAUAACAAGGGUGUUACUGUUAUCUCCAUCAUACAGAGCUAAUGGAGGACAAUAAUGAUGUAUGCUUGUAUCUGGGCUUCAAAUAAAUGAUAAAGAUAUUAUCUGAAUA